GCCCUUAAUAGUGUAUAGUCCUCGGGAAGCGACAUCGAUGGGUUAUGCGCAGUAGGACCAACAGUCAAAUUUUAAAAAUUUAGUCACCAUGUCAACUUUAUUCUCUUCUGUCAAACACAUUUUAAUCCGUUCAAAAUGUCAGAAAAAUAAGUUUUUUUUUUGAAUUAAUUACAUUUUACAUUGUUUAUUAAUUUUCAAAAACCAAAAAUUUCAAAGAAAAUAUAAUUAUUUCAUAUAAACAGUUACUUGUUACUCGAAUCAUUUUUAAAGUUAGGUUAAUGUCAGAAACGUGAUCAUUUUUAAAAAAUAUUCAUUAAAAUGUAUGGAUUAUAUAGAAUUUCAUAUGGAUUUACCAACAAUGCGGUACGUUUCUAUUCACGAGAGCCUGCAAAGAGGACAUCAUUUCUGGCUAGGCUUUAUGAAAACUUCAAGGAUGAGAUGGCGAAGAAUAAGGAAAUGAAAGAAUCUUUAAAAAAGUUUCGCGAAGAAGCUCAGAAAUUAGAACAAAGUGAUGCAUUAAAAGCAGCUCGCCAAAAAUUUGAAACUGUAGAAAAAGAAGCUAGUAAAAGUAGUGAAGUUUUUAAAGAGAGUUUAGAUUCCAUUAAAGUAAAAGUUAAAGGCGUUAUAGAUGAAGCCAGUAAAUCUGAUUUAGCUAAAAAGGCUGGUAAAUUUACGGAGGGUGUGGGUAAAACAACUCACAGAAUUAGCGAAACAGCACAGGAAAUCAGCAAGACUGGUGCAUUUCAAAGUAUAUCCGAAGCUACAAAGGCUGUCAAACAAGAAAUAGAUAAUACAAGCAUGGAAGGGCGAGUAUAUGUAAGUCCCAAGAAACUAAGAAAAAGAACAGAAACCAGUGCAGUUGUUCAACAAAAGUAUUAUGAAGCUAAUACCGAUGCAACAGGUGUAGAAUUACAUAAAGACUCUAAAUUUUAUGAAUCUUGGCAAAAUUUCAAAGAUAAUAAUCCGUAUGUGCAUAAAGUUAUGGACUGGAAAUUAAAAUUUGAUGAAAGUGAAAAUCCAAUAAUUCGAGCUUCUAGAGUGCUUACUGAAAAAGUUGGAGAUAUAAUGGGAGGCCUUUUUCAAAAAACCGAACUUUCGGAGACCCUAACAGAGAUUUGUAAGAUAGAUGCCACAUUUGACACAAAAAGAUUUUUAAAACAGUGCGAGACUGAUAUAAUUCCAAAUAUUCUCGAAGCUAUGACUAAAGGUGACUUAGAAAUUUUAAAGGACUGGUGUCAUGAGGGUCCAUUUAAUCUCUUUGCCGUUCCUAUUAAAGAAGCCUACAAGAAGGGAUAUAGAAUUGAGUCAAAAAUCCUGGAUAUCGAUCAUGUAGAUUUAGUAAUGGGAAAAGUCAUGGACCAAGGGCCAGUUCUUAUUAUUUCUUUUACCUCGCAACAAGUAAUAGCUUUGCGGGAUGCUUCUGGAGGAGUUAUCGAGGGGGAUCCAGAUAAAGUCAUGAGAGUGAAUUACGUAUGGGUACUAUGUAGAGAUGUUACAGAACCUGAUCCUAGAGCCGCUUGGAGACUCCUUGAUCUCUCUGCGAGCAGCAACGAACAAUUAGUAUAAGAUAUGGUCUAUUAAGAGAACGGGAUUUUUAUUUAAGAGAAAGCGAUAUUUGAUCUUCUUCGUGUUAUUGAUUUGGAAGAAAGAUCAAAAACGAAAUGAAGAGUUUUGAUGGUAACAAAUACUGACACUAAGGAAAAAGGAUGAAUUAUUAUCAUACAUUUAUUCCGUGAUUUGCAAACUACUUUUUGAAAUCGAAGCAAAAGUUUAAACCGGUGAUUCAGUGUUUAAAUGCAAAUGGAAAAAAAUGAAUCUGUAUUAUUUUGUAUAAGAUUCCUAUUUUUCUUUAAAUGUACAAAUUUUUAAUAUAAAAAGUGUAAAUACAUUAAAUAAUUUUGCAAUAAAAUUGUUGAUUUUU
This is a messenger RNA of Psylliodes chrysocephalus, 1921 nucleotides long. The record is from the annotation of a GenBank genome assembly. NCBI's taxonomy places the organism in Eukaryota, Metazoa, Arthropoda, Insecta, Coleoptera, Chrysomelidae.